AUGGCUCUGGCUCUGCGCUGCCUCCGUCCCCUCCCGCCGCUGCUGCUCCGCUCCGCCCCGGCCGUGCCCCGGGGGCUGCCCCGCUCUCCCGGGGGCUGCCCGGCCCCGCUCCCGCUGCCGGGGGGCUGCAGCCGCUGUGCCCAGCACUUGCUGCUCAGCAGGCAGCUGGCUACCAAAAAAGCGAAAGGCAAAGGGCAGAGUCAAGCCAAAGUGAAUAUCAAUGCUGCCCUAGUUGAGGAUAUUAUCAAUUUGGAGGAAACCAGUGAAGACAUGCAGGCAGUCAUAGAAGCUCUGAAAGAAGAUUUCAGCAGAAAUCUCAGUGUUAGAACCUCGCCAGGGGCCCUGGAUCACAUAACCGUGGUGACAAAGGAUGGGAAGUUUCCGCUGAACCAGCUGGGGCAGAUCUCACAGAAGUCCCCACAGCUCCUGACAGUGAACAUGGCCAGCUUCCCAGAGAGCACAGCUGCAGCUGCAAAGGCCAUAAGGGAGAGUGGCAUGAACCUGAACCCCGAGGUGGACGGGACGGUGAUCCGGGUGCCAGUUCCCAAGGUCACGAGGGAGCACAGGGAGAGCCUGGCCAAGCUGGCCAAGCAGGCCACCAACAAGUCCAAAGAGGCCCUGAGAAAGGUGAGAAGCAAAAGCAUCACCCAAGUAAAGAAGUCCAAGAACAAAGUGUCAGAAGAUACCAUCUGGCUGCUAGAAAAGCAGAUCCAGCAAAUGGCAGAUGAGGCUGCUGCAGAGAUGGACAAGCUGCUGGCAUCCAAGACCAAGGAGCUGCUUGGAUAAACACCAUCCCAAUUGUCACAAACAUCAUCCCAGCUGCCCUGGAGCAGGAAUGGGCUGC
Molecule: messenger RNA, 844 nt
Organism: Melospiza georgiana
Lineage: Eukaryota; Metazoa; Chordata; Aves; Passeriformes; Passerellidae
Gene: MRRF
Product: mitochondrial ribosome recycling factor
Exons: 6
Coding region: 1-786 (261 amino acids)
Biological process (GO): translation
Cellular component (GO): mitochondrion
Molecular function (GO): ribosomal large subunit binding
Source: RefSeq, a predicted model, not a curated record